Molecule: messenger RNA, 2861 nt
Organism: Pelmatolapia mariae (spotted tilapia)
Lineage: Eukaryota; Metazoa; Chordata; Actinopteri; Cichliformes; Cichlidae
Gene: nemp1
Product: nuclear envelope integral membrane protein 1
Exons: 9
Coding region: 6-1298 (430 amino acids)
Cellular component (GO): nuclear envelope
Source: RefSeq, a predicted model, not a curated record
UUAUCAUGGCGGGAUGCAUGAAAAUCAUAAACGGUUUUAUUUCAGCAAACGCUAGAUUAAUGGUUCUUGCGGUGCUCCUUAUGUGUUUACCUCAAAUCUCACAACAAGAUACGGGUAAAGAACAUGAAAUAACUAAUCUGCGGGAUGGUGACGAGUAUGUCAUGUCAGGAUCCAACCGGUUCUGUUACAGAAACACCGUAUUGCCAACCUGGAGGCAGACAUGGACAAGAAUUCAGGUCAAAGUUUGGAGUUCAAAGGUGUUUAAGGUGGACACUGUGGAAGGUGAGGAGGAGCUGCAGGAGCUCGAUCGCUUCAGUUUUUGGGGCUGGUUCCAGAGCCUGCUGCGAGAGAAGCACAAUGAGACUGUUAUUAACAUCAGCCUGUUCAGCAAGAAGACAUGCUUCAAGGUUGAUCCUACUGGGAAUGCGCAAUACACUGUCAAACCCAUUCGCAAGUUUGAUAUAUAUCUAUUCUUGCUAUUCCUCGCUGGAGCAUUGCUGUUUUUCUUUGCAGACUCACUCAGCAGGAGUCAGGCUUUCUUCUAUUCUGCCGGUAUGAGCACUGGCAUGAUUGCCUCUCUCAUAAUCCUCUUUUUCAUUCUGGCACGCUUUUUACCAAAGAAAAGCCCCUUUUAUGUGUUGAUAGUUGGAGGCUGGUCAUUCUCUGUGUACGCAAUCCAGCUUGUGUUCAGGAACCUCAGCAUUAUUCUUCGAGAGCACUGGCAUGUGGCAUUAGGUUAUGUAGCAAUUGUGGGAUUCGUCAGUUUUGCUGUGUGUUACCGUUACGGCCCUCUGGUUGAUGAGAAGAGCAUUAACAUCCUGUCGUGGACCCUGCAGCUCUUUGGUCUGCUCCUGGUUUAUUUAGGAAUUCAGAUUCAGCAAGUUGCCUUCGCUCUUAUUGUAGCUGCUUUGUUUACCAAAAACCUGGAGUACCCAGUCUAUCUGCUGGUUGCUGCAUGGAGAAAAAUCAAACAGUAUAUCCACUGGAAGCCACAGCCACGACGCCUGCUGACUGAGGAGGAGUAUCAGAAGGAAGCUGAGGAAGAGACUCGGCGGGCUCUGGAGGAGCUGCGGAAAUAUUGUAACAGCCCAGAGUUCAGCCCGUGGAAGACAGUCUCUAGACUUCAGUCUCCAAAAAGGUUUGCUGAUUUUGUCGAAGGCUCCCCGCACUUGAUGCCUAACGAGGUGUCCAUCCAUGCCCAGGAAUACGGUUUUGGAGGAUCUUUCUUUGAGGAUGAACUCUUUGACACAGACGACGAAGAUGACGACGAUAUUGUACCUGUGACGAAACCAGAGUGAGACGGCGCAAUGUUGGAAACAAAAACACUUAUUACUGCCUUUCAGAAAGGUGAUGGGAGACCAGCUCUCCACGGCCGUCCAGACUGACUUUUAAAUGGCUUCUUUGGAGGCGGGAUUAGUGGCAUCCCUGAAUUCCAGGAUAACGAGCCAUUUUGUAUCACCACAGGCAAAGUAAACAAAGUACUGUCAAAGAAUGUGCACUAAAAUCAUACUUCUUUAUUUCAGGGAAUUAAGAUUUCUGUUGAGAGGUUUAAAGACAGUGAAAGCUGAGACUUGCAGAUUUCUUUGUGCACAGUUGUGGCCCAGACAAGUUUUUAGUUUUCUAAACAUAUUUUGUUUACAGCCUUUGGCUCUAAUUGGAUUUUCUGCUGUGGAAUGUAAUGAGAUUAUGCUUGUAGAUCACUAUUACCAGUUAUUACUCUAGUUUCCUGCUUGGGAAGAGAAAGAGAUGUCAUUUUUUAAAUUUGACUUAUUUCAUUCAUUUUAAACAAAAGCCAUCAGUAGAAGUGUCCCCAAGUAAUUUGAAUAAAGAUAUAUAUAUAUAUAUAUAUGUAUUUGAACUCUAAAAGGUGUGAUGAUGUCACUGAGAGGGUUUGAGGUUUUGUAAAUGUCAGCAUGGCUUUAUCAUAUGCCUUUGAUGCAAAAAAUUUUUUUUUCUUGUUUAGUGCCGGUUGACCAAAUUGUCAUGUCAAGCACCUUUAUUUUUGCAAAGUAAAGACUCUGUAGUAUCAGAGAGAGAAGUUCAAGGAUGCAAUGAACUCUUAUUAGCAGCAUCUGGCAUCAGUGGGAGGAAGAAUUCGAGGGGCCAAGUUCUGGCUGUAAGAAAAUGAGUAAUGCAAUAACAAUACUUGUUUAUCAUAUAAAACAUUUUUGUUGUGUUGCGCUUGAACAAUCCUUCAUCACACCAACACAUGACGUGUCAUCAUUAAUGACAUAUUACCAUAUGUAGGUAAAGCCCCUGGUCAAACAGGCCUAUAGAAGGGAAAAUUGUGUAUUCCCUAAUGCCAGAUACCUGUGAAUGUAAAAUUUGAAUUUUAGUCAUCUAGCAGUGACUAGAUGUUACAAGGAUUUGGGGUCACCCGCAGGGGAAUAAAGCGGCCUUUUUAAAAAAAGCAGGCAUAAUGUAAGCAUUCAGUUACAUGGUGUGAGUGUGGAUUAUAAUUCUUGAUUAUUUAGGUUGUGCUACUGUCUUUCUUGGUUUACUUCUAUUCACUUUUGUUUAGAAGGUGGCCUUUCUACCAGCUCUAUCCCCGUCCUGGUACAGAGCCAGUUCUACCUUGAUGCCUUUUAGGAAGCAACCCACAUUUCGGUUUGAAGUUGGUCACAGCAGUUUUGUGGUGCUGUGUUGGUGCCAGGUUUGUUUGGCGGUCUGGUCAAAAUGCCAUGACUUCGGUGAAUGAAAUUAGCAUGGGAAUCUUUUAAGAGGACCUGCUUGUUUUAAUAAAAUACUUCUUUUCCACCAAUUCGAUGUCGGAGCCCAAUUCUGUCCUGCUUCUUUUUGACAACCAGGUCACAUUUCAACAGGUUUAACAACUGAUUUACUAAAGAUCGGAUAAUUUUUAU